Messenger RNA from Dacryopinax primogenitus, 1286 nucleotides. Its product is annotated as ribonuclease III. Bases 114 to 1286 code for a protein of 390 amino acids. NCBI's taxonomy places the organism in Eukaryota, Fungi, Basidiomycota, Dacrymycetes, Dacrymycetales, Dacrymycetaceae. The transcript is spliced from 6 exons. Gene Ontology annotation, molecular function: ribonuclease III activity; double-stranded RNA binding. Gene Ontology annotation, cellular component: nucleus. Gene Ontology annotation, biological process: primary miRNA processing; regulation of gene expression; rRNA processing. The record is from RefSeq and is a predicted model, not a curated record.
CGGUGAUAUCCUUGGCUGUACACUUGGUCACAUAGACAUCAACACGUGUACAUUUCCUGAAUUACUUAUAUAGCAAGGGCGAAUUUUGUUCAUCCAAAGUCGGCUGGGCCCGUAUGGGCCACGGUAUCGAUAACAGUGAUGAUGCCGACUCGGUGCUCAGCCUAUCGGACAAGGUAUCGUCUCUGAAUUUGAACUUCAAGACCAGCGGCGAGGUCGACAAUCACAUCUCCCCGCAGCUGCCUGAUCUGCCCCAGAUCACAUCCAAAGAAAUCCUAACUGAGGUGUUCAUGCACCGUUCUGUUCUCGCACGCCCAACAGCCCUAUUUGAAGACAACCCAGAAGAGCUUUUCCACGAUAACGAACGUCUCGAACACUUGGGUGAUGCGGUCGUUCAACUGUGUGCUACGAUGUUAAUCCGUGAAAUUUAUCCAAGAUUACGAGUGGGACCUGCUAGUAAAGUGAGGACGAGGGUUGUGAACAACGUCGCACUUGCGAAACACACAGAGGCCUAUGGUAUGACGCAAAAGUUGCUCGUCUCGCACGCACAGGAGCGACAGUUACGCAAGUCCGUCUCUGUGCAGGGUGACACGUUCGAAGCGUACGUUGGUGGGUUGUAUCAAGAGAACAACUACGACCUCGGGCCAAUCUACAACUGGCUCCGUCAGUUGUUCGAACCUGUUGUACGCGAGGCAUAUAAGCAAGAGCUGGAGGAUCACGCGGUUACGAGUGGACAGCCGUGGGCUGCUACUGAGGCCCCGACGGAGACUGCGAUAUUCUCCUCAGCAGCGUUAGCUGGGCAGAGGACGCAGUCUCUUCCGGUUCCUCAGCAGCAGAGCACAGCGGGUAGCAAUCUGCCCGUAGCACCCCCGUCACCGGCUCUCACAGCCAUCUCCAGUCUUGCCUCAUCCUCUAUUGGGACAUCCGAUAUGAGUUCGCCGAUUGCCUCCAGUGUCUACUCUGCAUAUCGCCCCUCUCUCAGCUCAAUCAGCUCUGCUCCUCCCUCUCCCUAUCGUUUCCCACCUCCUGCUCCGUCCCGCGUCGAGUCCGGUCAACUAUCUUUCUUCAACCAAUGUCUUAUCCAACGUGGGAAGACUGUCAAGUGGGAUUUCGACGAGUGCGGAGGAAACAAGACGACUCCUCUGUGGGCCGUGGUAGCGCGCGUGCCAGAUGACAAGGGGAAGCUCGAAAUUGUCGGGGCCGCGCAAGCUCCUACGAAGAAAGCUGCCAAGAAUGAGGCUGCGAGGCAGGCGAUCGCCAAACUGGGAUAUGCUGUCGGGGUGGGCUGA